AAGGGGCAGAGGACAUAAUUAAUAUUCUUAUAUAUAUAUAUUGUUUCCUUUAUAAUUAUACAUUACAUUGAUAUUUGUACUCAUAUAAAUAAAUUUUGAACAUAGACCGAUGUAUUAGGUUAUGUAAUCACAACGAUUUUAUAGCAAACAAUAAAUAUUCAAGACAAUCACCUAUUUAUUCAGUGUUAAAAGUAAAAGUCUGAACAUUCUAGCAUAAUAAACGGCAUUGAUUAUUUAUUGAAAAGUUCAGAAAUAAAAUAUUAAUUUCAUUGAAUACAUUUAUGAAAUUAAUUAGAAUGAAAUUAUUAUUAUGUAAAUUUAUACGAUAUAUAUUUAUUUUGAUGGUCGCGUAAAUCGAAGUUUGACUGUAUGAUAUGCAAUAUGUGAAGACUUUUAACACCGUGUGAUCUUUAACAUACUAAUGUAUUUGAUAGUAUGAUUCAAACGGUACAAUACAUAUGUAUAAGCAUUGGCUGAAAAUAAAGUAUUACGUUAAUAACAAGUUUAUAUACAACAGCAGCAAUAAUACAAAUUUAAAUGUUCAUAAUAUAUAUUGAGCUGAUCAGCUGUUACAUUUGUAAGGUGUAAAACAUGUGUUUCUUUUGUUUUUAUCAGAUCUUAUUGGACUUGAUUGAACAAAGGAAAGCCAUGUUAUGCUCCUAUCGUGUGUUUAAAUAUAUUAAAAAGGAUUAAGUCUUACAAACUCACAUUGAAGAUAAGAGAUUUACAAUUAUAUCAUUUUUAUGUUUUAACUUUUAAUGGAUUGGUGCAAGAAGCUUCUUCAUAGAAGAAACACUAUUCCUGUGGAUGAUGACCUAGAAACUGUUAUCGAAAGAAAAGAGAGAUGGAGAAGCAUUUAUGCAAUUUAUUUUACUAUGUUUCUCAUGUCCCUUGGCUUCAGUAUUAUAAUUACUGGAGUAUGGCCGUAUCUUCAUAAAUUAGAUAAAAAAGCUAGUAAAGAGUUUAUGGGAUAUGUGGUUGCAGCUAAUCCCUUAGGACAAAUGCUAUUUUCUCCUCUAGUAGGAUGGUGGGGAGACAAAAGAAAAUCAAUGAGACUACCUUUUUUAACAACAAUAGCUCUUUUUGUAUUUGCAUCAGGAAUGUAUAGCGUUCUUGAAAUUCUACCAGGCAAUAGAAAGAUGUACAUGAUAGCUGCUAGAUUCUUGGUUGGAGUUAGCUCUGCUAAUAUUGCAGUAGCAAGGUCUUAUCUCUCUGCAGCUACAAAAUUUGUAGAGAGAACACGUGCUGUUUCUAUGGUAUCUUUUGCACAGGUAUUAGGAUUUGUGGUAGGACCUGGUUUACAAGCUGCAGUCACGCCUCUUGGAGAGAAUGGUUUAUAUUUUAUAAAUUUACCUGUUAAUAUGUAUACUAUGACUGGUUGGAUAAAUGUUGUAAUGGGAAUUCUUAACUUUGCUUUAUUUCUUCCAUGGAAUUUCACGGAACAUAGGAUUGCUAUACGUGAAGCGAUACGAAAUGAAGGGAAAGAAACAGAAGAAGAAACGCUGAAGUCUAUAAAACCUGACUAUGUGGCAUCAUGGACAUUGAUUUGUGCUUUCUUUGUCUUAGUAUUCAAUUUCGUUCUUAUUGAAACACUUGGUACUUCUUUAAUUAUGGAUCAGUUUGCUUGGUCAGAAACAGAAGCUGUGUACUAUAUUGGUAUAGUAAUGAGUAUUGGAGCUAUUGCAUCCUGUGUCACGUUUGUUAUGAUUGAACCUUUAUGCAAAAGAUUUAACGAACGUAAGAUGAUGUUGUGGGGUGGAUUUCUAUUUAUGGUAAUAGGAAGAAUACUUUAUAUUCCAUGGGGACCUGAUCCUCCUAAAAUUGCUUAUGUAGAAUCAUUCAGUAAUAUGACGGCAGAUUCCAAUAGCACGGAAAGCUUAGGAUGUCCAAAUACUCAAAAAUGGUGUUUUUAUACACCACAACUCACGAUUACACAGUGCCUUAUUGGGUUUGGAUUUACAACUAUAGGUUAUCCAUUAGGUGUUACUUUAAUACAAACUAUAUUUAGUAAAGUAUUAGGACCACGGCCGCAAGGUGUUUGGAUGGGAUUCAUGACAGGUGCUGGAUGUGCAUCUCGUGUCUUAGGUCCAAUAGUUGUUAGUGUGAUUUAUACUCGUUUUGGGUUAUAUCAUACAGUGGGUAUUACUGGUUUAAUUUUAAUAUUAUGUAUGUUAUGGUUGCAAAUUAUAAAUAAGCGAUUAAUUCCUCCUGAUGGAAAUGUUCGAAAAGAUACCAAAGAUAUUGAUGUAGAAAUACCCUUGGUUUAUUUGAAAUCUAAUGAUACUCAAGAAUUGAAUGAUACUCAACAAAGUAACAAAACGGAGGAAUGUGAUAAAGUGUAGCAAUCGCUAUACUCGAAGUGCAAUUUUAUUUUUGUAAUCGUGGAUACUAUAUACAUAUAUAUAGACUGCCAUUAAAAAAAUGAUUACAAGCAUA
Osmia bicornis bicornis is the source of this 2436-nucleotide messenger RNA. It is a transcript of the gene Cln7, whose product is annotated as major facilitator superfamily domain-containing protein 8. Gene Ontology annotation, molecular function: transmembrane transporter activity. The coding region runs from base 759 to 2342 and encodes 527 amino acids. Gene Ontology annotation, biological process: transmembrane transport. The record is from RefSeq and is a predicted model, not a curated record. The transcript has 10 exons. Gene Ontology annotation, cellular component: lysosomal membrane. Lineage: Eukaryota; Metazoa; Arthropoda; Insecta; Hymenoptera; Megachilidae.